CCGAUGCAAGCCGGGGCCGAGGUCGUUCCCGUCGACAGUGCGAUGGCCGUCGCCGCGACGUCGCCCAAGCCAGAGCCGCUCACUUAUGACGUGCACCUCUUCGAGGCCUUCCCGGCCGUGUGCGCCAAGGGCAAGAACGGCGUCCAGACAUGCCAAGCCAUGUCGCUCUUCCUUCAAGAUCGCGCCAACUUUGAGAUGCUCUACAGCAAGCAGCUCGGCAAGAUCCAGCAGAGCCCCAAGUCGGAGGACUGGGCGAAACAAGUGGCGUCGGUCUGGGCGGCCGUGCACAAGGCGAUGGCGUCCAUCUCAGCCGAGCACGCCGAUUUCGCGAGCAAGCACACGACGAGCAUCGUUGCUGGCAUCAAGGCGUGCACGCUGCAGCAAGACACGCAGAUCCAGCGGCUCACGUCCGAGGGCCUUAAAGUCAAGAGCCGGUACCAAGACUACGUCACCAAGGCCAACAAGACCAAGGAGCGCUACGACAAAAAGUGUGCCGACGCGCUCGAGCUCCUCGCGUCCUUGAGCCGCAAGCCCGACGGCGACAAGUCGUCGUCGGAUCUCUUUUCCAAAGUGUGGGACUCGACGAAGAACCUUGCGUUCACGUCGCAGGACCGCCAGCGCACCAAGGUCGCGGCCGCCAUGGACGACAUUGUCGCUGCCGAAGCCGCGUACACGCGUGCCAUCGAGGCGCUCGCUUCGCAGCGAACCGUUUACGAGCGCAGCUUGAAGGAGAACCUCCGGGCCUUUGAGGUCACGGAGGAGCAGCGCAUCGAGUACAUUAAAGACUUGCUCUUGCGCACGGAGAAGGCGCGGCUCGGGACGCUCAAGAAGAUUGAAGCAGUCAUCGCCGACAUGCAAGCAGCGAUCCAGUCGAUCGAUGUGCUCGAUGACAUUGAAGAUGGGCUCGUGCAAGGCCUGGGGCUCCAGUCCCCCGAGCUCACGUCCGAGACGGCGUGGCUCCUCGACACGGAGAGCAGUCGACUGGCGGACCUCGUCGCUGGCGUGCAGAGCAUGAGCGACCAAGGCGUCAUCUGCACACACGCCAUGCUCAACACACUGGUCGACUACAUUUCCGCGGAAGAAACCUUUGUCCAAGCGCUCGACAAGCUCUCGAGCAUCCAUGGGACACCGCCCAACGAAAAGACAGAGACAGGACUCUUUGCGUCGUCGUACCCCGUGGUGGCCGACGAAGGCGCGACCUUUAGCGCUGCAUGGGCCGCGGUCGUCGCCCAGCUGCAGCGGGUCGCGUACCUCCAUCGCGAGUUUGGGUCGCUCCUCGCCGAGCCCGUGCUUUUGAGUCUGGGCACGAUGAAGAACGAGUACGACGAGACCAAGACGGCGCUGGACGCGGACCUCGGACGCUUGUACGGGACCAUUUUGGCCGAGCGACAAGCCCACGGUCGACUCGUGGCGCGACUCGAGGCGAAGCGCAAGGAGCUCGAUGCCAACCAGAUGACACAGUCCAACAACAGCGACAAGGAGGACAUGCUGCACCAUCUUGGGCUUGCUGACAGUCCGUCGGAGCGAGAGCGCAAGCUCGGCUGGAAGGUCGACCAGCUUCGCGACGAGAUUACGGAUCUUUCGGCCCAAGUUGACGCGAGCGCGGCCACGCUGCUCGGCAAAGCCGACAUGUUUCGCCAGGAGCUCCAGCGCGUGCUUUCGGGGUACUUGAAGAACGAGAAAUACCGUCUCGAUGUCAAGAAGAGCUCGUUGCGGUCGCUCGUCAAGGCCCACGACCACCUCGUGUUGGGCUUGAAGCACGCGUCCCAAGCGAUCGUGACGGACGUCGACCAGCUCUCGGCGACGUGCGACAUUCAAGAAUUCAUCCGACACGUCGUCCAAGAGUCGCCACCGUCCGAGGCGCCGACCUUGGUGCCAGUGCUCUCGACGUCGCCCGUCUUGCUCGAGCAACUUCGCAAACACACGUCGACGUCCAAGCCCAAGCUCGUGGCGACGUCGAGCAACUCGAAUCUGGCGCGGACCAUGGACGAGACGGAAGACUCGAACGCAAGCGACGCGGACGCGAUACUCGACAAGAAGGACGAGCUCAAGGACGAUAAGGACUCACUUCUCUUUGCGAUGGGCUCGGCCGAGUUUCAGCGCGUCUUCAACUUGGCCGCGUCCGAGCACGUCGUGGCGACCUUUUCGUGUGCCUUGUACCUCCACAACUUUCCGUGCCAAGGCCGACUGUACCUCUCGCAGACGUACCUCUGCUUUACAGGCUGGCGCGACGCGUUUGUGGUGCUGCCGCUCACGGAGAUUACGCACAUGGAGCGCAAGAACACGGCGAUCGUUGUUCCCAACGCCCUCGAGCUCACGACGGCGACGCAAGGCCGGUUCUUUUUUGCGUCGUUUCUAUACCGCGACGAAUGCAUGCAGUCAAUCGGUCAGCUGCGGCAGAUUCAACAACAAAUGCAAGCCAUCUUGACACCCUCGGAAGAAGUCGAGACGACCAACGGCGAGGCUCCCGAGACGCAAUCAAGUCUGGAUGUUUCGGAGCAAGAGACGAUCCUUUCGCAAGACUAUGACGUGGUCAUGGACGAAGUGCUGUCGCUGCCGUUGGCGUACGCCUACAAGUCGCUCUGGGAGCCCGCCGGCUAUUUGGACGCGCUCCUGAACGCGUCGGGGGAGACCAACGUGAGCGUCGGCGAGUGGUCGUCGUCGCCGGUGCAGUACACGGCGUUCAAGCGGCCAGAGACGUUCCAGAAAGCGCGCACGGUCACGUAUACGCACAACAAAAAGUACAUGGUUGGGCCCAGUGCGAUCCCGACGUCGCAGGUGCAGCGUCUCUCGUACACUGACGGUGUCGGCCUCGUGCUCAGCGUCACGGCGACGGUCGCCGACGCGCCGUACCACGACUACUUUCGCGCCGAGAGUCGGUGGCUCUUGACGCCAUUGGCCAACGGCGACACGCGUCUCCGCACGGGCGUGCGCCUCUUUUGGGUCAAGAGCACGUGGCUCAAAAAGCAGAUCGAAGGCGCAACCGCAUCCGAGUCCAAGGAAACCAUGAAGCUCUGGACGGUCAAGGCGAUCGAAGCCUUCAAGAAGACGACGACCACGACGACGGCCAAGACACCACCGACGACAGCGCCGAGUACCGAGAAACCGCCCGUCGUGGCCGAGGUGCCCAAAACGAUGGUGCCACCGGUCGCACUCAAGAUGGAGGGCCGACUGCUGUGGGGACUCGUGCUGCUGGGCUACUUGCUAGUCUUGCUCAGUCUCUGGCGGCUCGGGAGCCUCCAGCAGCGAAGCGUGGCGCUCCAAGAAGAACAAGUCGCACUCCUUCGUGCGAUGCUGAAGUCGAUUGCGGACGCAGAGCUGCGCGACGUGAUGCAACACGUGCUUCCGCCGCACUAAGACCGCC
Molecule: messenger RNA, 3364 nt
Organism: Saprolegnia parasitica CBS 223.65
Lineage: Eukaryota; Oomycota; Saprolegniomycetes; Saprolegniales; Saprolegniaceae
Exons: 10
Coding region: 4-3357 (1117 amino acids)
Source: RefSeq, a predicted model, not a curated record